Naegleria fowleri is the source of this 918-nucleotide messenger RNA. RefSeq lists its product as uncharacterized. Gene Ontology annotation, biological process: modification-dependent protein catabolic process; protein ubiquitination. The record is from RefSeq and is a predicted model, not a curated record. The coding region runs from base 1 to 918 and encodes 305 amino acids. Lineage: Eukaryota; Heterolobosea; Eutetramitea; Acrasida; Naegleriidae. The transcript has a single exon. Gene Ontology annotation, cellular component: nucleus; cytoplasm. Gene Ontology annotation, molecular function: protein tag activity; ubiquitin protein ligase binding.
AUGCAAAUCUUCGUCAAGACCCUCACUGGUAAGACAAUUACUUUGGAAGUCGAAUCCAACGACACCAUCGAAAACGUGAAGAGUAAGAUUCAAGAUAAGGAAGGUAUUCCUCCAGACCAACAACGUUUGAUUUUCGCUGGUAAGCAAUUGGAAGAUGGAAGAACCUUGUCCGACUACAACAUUCAAAAGGAAUCCACUCUCCACCUUGUCCUCAGACUCAGAGGUGGUAUGCAAAUCUUCGUCAAGACCCUCACUGGUAAGACAAUUACUUUGGAAGUUGAAUCCAACGACACCAUUGAAAACGUGAAGAGCAAGAUUCAAGACAAGGAAGGAAUUCCUCCAGACCAACAAAGAUUGAUUUUCGCUGGUAAGCAAUUGGAAGACGGAAGAACUCUCUCCGACUACAACAUUCAAAAGGAAUCCACAUUGCACCUUGUUCUUAGAUUAAGAGGUGGAAUGCAAAUUUUCGUGAAAACUUUGACAGGAAAGACCAUCACUUUGGAAGUUGAGUCUAAUGAUACCAUCGAAAACGUGAAGAGUAAGAUCCAAGACAAGGAAGGAAUCCCACCAGACCAACAAAGACUCAUCUUUGCUGGAAAACAAUUAGAAGACGGAAGAACCUUGUCUGAUUACAACAUUCAAAAAGAAUCAACAUUGCACUUGGUGUUGAGACUCAGAGGUGGUAUGCAAAUCUUCGUCAAGACCCUCACUGGUAAGACAAUUACUUUGGAAGUCGAAUCCAACGACACCAUCGAAAACGUGAAGAGUAAGAUUCAAGAUAAGGAAGGUAUUCCUCCAGACCAACAACGUUUGAUUUUCGCUGGUAAGCAAUUGGAAGAUGGAAGAACCUUGUCCGACUACAACAUUCAAAAGGAAUCCACUCUUCACUUGGUCUUGAGAUUGAGAGGUGGUAAUUAA